AUGUUUUCGCUGUCCCUCGUUCUCCUCAUCGUGCCAUUUGCCGAAGGCGGCUGCUAUCAGCGGCGAAUGUGCUGCACUGGCAGAAACACAUCAUGCAAGGCAAUCGACGAUGGAAUAAGGCAUUUGCCAACUAUGAAUCCAUACCGAAAGAUGGACGAUUCGAACCGAUCUCAUCAUGGUUUACCAAAAACAGGACCGUUCUCAACGUAUCAAACUCCUUACUACGAAGCAUCUGGCGACGGCUACGAUCUAGUCUAUCCGGAUGUCUUCGAUUCAGAACAUCACCAACGCAUUGGAAAAGUUGUGUUUCCGGAUGUGAUAGAACUAGAAGGAUCAGGUGCCGGAGACAUAUAUCUUCGAUAUGCUCCAACUGAUGAUGAUGUUGUGUCAAAUCGUGUUCCAAAAAGCAGUCAUCAUGAUCAUGGAACAUCACCAGCACGAAAAAUCACACACUUUUUGUUCGGAUAUCCUGAAGGGCCGGAUCAACCACCGGAAGAUAUUCAACGGUAUACGCCGAAACCGAAACAUCUUCUCAUACGAUACUCAAUCCUUAGCCAACACAUACCGUUAACUGUUUCUACGACACCAACAUCAGAUUAUUACGACGAUGAAGACCAACAACUUAUGUACCUGGAAGCACCGCCUACCGACUGUUAUUGCGACGAAACAUGUGUUGUGCUUGGUGAUUGCUGUUCUGACUACACAUUUGUGUGUCCACGUAGAGACUGCGCUGUUUCUUCAUGGGGUCCAUGGGAGAACUGUGUUGCCGAUGAUGGUGUAUGCGGAAUUGGAGUCCAGCAAAGAACUCGAUAUGUCACACAAAAACCUGAACGAGGCGGUCAGCAAUGUCCACCGCUGAAAGAAAUGCGCACGUGCCACACACAGUGUUCAAAACGGCGAUCCUUAGAUGAUAUCACAACAGUUGCACUGUUACUAGAUUAUCGUUACAAUGACACUCGUUCGAAGAUGGCUCGUGACAACAUCUACUGGGACCUACCAUCGGUUCACGAAAAGCUCAAAGAAGCAACCUACUAUUGCGUAAAGUACAAAAUCGGAUGGGUGAACAGAAAUUGUUGGCAUAAGCAGUUCAAGACACGCUUAUAUAGAGGUAACACGAUAUGCGCUGAAUGUCAACCGGAAGCCACAUUGCACCGUAAUAAUGGCAGAUGCGCAUCCGAUUUGGAGGACGGUGAACAAGGUUUCUGGAAGUUAAUUGGACCAAAAUCAUGUAAUGGUAUGUGGACACGAAUCGGAAGAGACAACAACUGUCAUUGUUCAAAAAAUCAUGCGGACUUGGAUCCAUUCCUGAUCGUCUAA
Molecule: messenger RNA, 1317 nt
Organism: Necator americanus (New World hookworm)
Lineage: Eukaryota; Metazoa; Nematoda; Chromadorea; Rhabditida; Ancylostomatidae
Exons: 11
Coding region: 1-1317 (438 amino acids)
Source: RefSeq, a predicted model, not a curated record